Molecule: messenger RNA, 1089 nt
Organism: Trichoderma harzianum CBS 226.95
Lineage: Eukaryota; Fungi; Ascomycota; Sordariomycetes; Hypocreales; Hypocreaceae
Exons: 3
Coding region: 1-1089 (362 amino acids)
Biological process (GO): chromatin organization
Cellular component (GO): nucleus
Source: RefSeq, a predicted model, not a curated record
AUGUCAAACCAACAGGCUUCGCGUUUUACGCCUCAAAACAAAACAACAAACGAGCGACUGUCGACAAACACCGUCGGCCUCGUCGCCCUCUCAGACUUUCGCAAGCGGCGCGCAGAAGUCCGCGAGCAGCAGGAGCGCGAAGCCCGCGAGGCCGCGCUCUCAGGCACGUCAAAACCGGACCGCUCGCUGACAGGCACUCCUGACAACGCUGGCAGUGAUUCCGCCGGCAGCGCUGGCCCGGGGCCGCUGAAGAAGAAGCUGAAGAAGAAGACGAAGAACCCAGGCAAGAAGCUUCUGUCCUUUGGCGACGACGACGACUAUGACGCUGGCGAAUCCGAAAACGUGAGCGCGAGCGCCGCUUCUGAGCCUUCAAGCGAUAAAGACGGUGCUUUAGGCGAGAAAAAAGCCAAGUUCAAGGCGAAUGCUGCGGUUGGCUUGGCCCCCAAAGCAGUGACAAAGGCGGCGCUGCGCAAGGAAGCUGCCGAGAGAGAGGCCCUGCGACGCGAGUUUGUUGCUCUACAAGAAUCCAUCAAGGCAACCGAGAUUGCGAUACCGUUUGUGUUUUACGAUGGCGCCAACAUCCCCGGCGGGACAGUCCGCAUGAAGAAGGGCGACUUCAUAUGGGUCUUUUUGGACAAGAGCCGCAAGGUUGGUGCGGAGCUUGGAGUUGGAGAGCAGGCAAAUGCACAGAGAGCAUGGGCUAGGGUUGGCGUGGACGAUUUGAUGUUGGUAAGAGGGACUGUCAUAAUUCCUCAUCAUUACGACUUUUAUUAUUUCGUCGUCAACAAGAGCCUUGGCCCCGGUGGCAAGCCCAUCUUCGAUUACAGCGCCGAAGCGCCGAUUCGCACAACUUCGACCGACUUCGACCCGGAUCCUUCCACUGCGGCUAAGGCGCGACAGCCAGAUGUCUCAACGCUGGAAGGGUUCAACGAGGACCCGACUUUGACAAAAGUGGUGGAUCGUAGGUGGUAUGAAAGGCAUAAGCAUAUAUACCCAGCCAGCACUUGGCAAGAGUUUGAUCCGGAGAUGGACUAUUCGGCGCAGAUUCGGAAAGACACUGGUGGAAAUACGUUUUUCUUUUCAAAAUGA